AGCGUGCCGGGAGCUGUAGUUCCGCGGCCGCGCGGCCCGGUUCCCCCGCCGCUUCCCCGAGGGGCGCGGCGGCUCCGCAGACCCGCUCCGGCCCCGCGGUGUCUCGGCGGGUAGCGCUGCUCGCCCCGGACGGGCAUGCGGCCGCUGCUGCUGCGGCGACUCCUCCCCGCGCUGUGCUCGGCGGCGGUCCGAGCCCUGCUCGCCCGGCGGGCCGUGCCCAUGGCGCUGCGGCCGGCGGAGGGAGCGGAACGGGACGGGGGCGAUGCCCGGAGCGCGGCCCCGGAGCUCGAUGGGCUGGAAAAUAUACAGCAAAAGAAAAUCUUUAAAGAGAAUGAGGAAAAAACACAACAGAGAGAAGAGCCAUGUGCUGCUGAUUCAGUAGACUCUCUAAUGGCAGAAAUGCCAUUUGUGGACACAGAUAUUGAAGAUGAAUGUGCUAUGCAUGCAACUUCUGAACUAAGUAUUAAGAAAAAAAGAAAGCGGACUACUGGAAGGGAAAUUGAAGAAGGCAUUGAGAGAAAGAAGAAAAAGAAUAAACAGUAUCAGCCAAAUUAUUUCAUUUCUCUUCCAAUUACUAAUCCAAAGAUUACUGGUGGUAUUCAGGCUGUCCAAGAUGCAAUAAUACAAAAGGAUCAAAGGCUUUCUAGAGCAAUGGUUCACCCUGGCUCAUUGCAUGUCACCAUGUUAGUGAUGCAUUUAUCCAGUGAAGAAGAAAUUAGCAUAGCAGUUGGUGCUCUUUCAGACAGCAAGGUUUUUGUAGAAGAUCUCCUGAAAGGAAAAAGAGUGGAUUUGUCUUUUCAAGGAAUUGAUCACUUCAGAAAUCAAGUUGGAUUUGUGAAUUUGGCAGAAAAUGAUCACACAACACUACUUAAGGAAAUAGCAGAGACUAUGAAAAAGAUAUUUCAAGAAAAGGGGAUCAUGGCAGGAGAAGAAAGAGCUUUUAAACCACACCUGACCUUCAUGAAGUUGUCAAAAUCAACAGAGCUACGUAAGCAGGUGAAAAAAAUUGACUCUAGUCUGUAUGAAGAUUUCAAAACCCAUUAUUUUGGAGAUGAGAUUUUGCACCGCUUUGAUCUUUGCUCCAUGUUGAAAAAAAAGCAACCAAAUGGUUACUACUUCUGUGAGUCCUCUAUUGUUUUUGGUGAAAAACAAGCAGCAGAGCCAGACGAUGCAGAGCUGGUGAGCCUCAGCAAAAGGCUGGUGGAGAAUGCAGUGCUGAAGGCUGUGCAGCAAUAUUUAGAAGAAACACAAAACAAAAGCAGGCAGACUGAUGGGAGCCCUGCAAAAACUGAGGAAGCAGCAAGCGGCAGCAAGAAUGAGAGCGACAAUGAUAACAGCAAGAAAGAGCCAUGAAGCAGACUUAGUAAAGGAAGCUUUACGCAGAGAAACACAGGCCCUGUUACCCAGACUGAAUCAGAUAAAGGAGCUGUUAAUGAGUCCUGAGAUCCGCACAAAAAUUAGCAAAGAACUGUUUGAAG
This is a messenger RNA of Prinia subflava (tawny-flanked prinia), 1478 nucleotides long. It is a transcript of the gene AKAP7, whose product is annotated as A-kinase anchoring protein 7. Lineage: Eukaryota; Metazoa; Chordata; Aves; Passeriformes; Cisticolidae. The transcript has 9 exons. Gene Ontology annotation, molecular function: protein kinase A regulatory subunit binding. Gene Ontology annotation, cellular component: cytosol. The record is from RefSeq and is a predicted model, not a curated record. Bases 136 to 1353 code for a protein of 405 amino acids.